AUGCACACUGGUGAGGUCAAGAAGGGUGUUCCGAAUAGGGUGUUAAGGUAUUUUCCAAUAAUCCCUCGGCUUAAAAGAAUGUUCAGAACUGAAAGUCUUGCUAAGGAUUUGAGAUGGCAUUUCAGUAACAGGAGUAGUGAUGGGAAACUGCGCCAUCCAGUAGACUCUGUUACAUGGGUCUCAAUGGAUGCCAAGUACCCGUCUUUCGCAGCUGAGCAAAGAAAUUUACGGCUUGGUCUCUCUACGGAUGGGUUUAAUCCGUUCAGCAUGAAGACCAGUAGAUACUCUAGUUGGCCAAUGCUUCUAGUGAACUACAACAUGGCGCCUGAUCUCUGCAUGAAAGAAGAGAAUAUCAUGCUUAGUCUUCUGAUUCCUGGACCGCAUCAGCCAGACAAUGAAGACGACUGCAGUGAAUCAGAUGAAGAAGAAAACCUAGUUGAAAAAGACGAAGAGGAGCUAUCUAGAUGGAAGAAAAGGUCAAUCUUUUACACAUUGCCGUAUUGGGAGGAGCUCCCAGUUAGGCACAACCUAGACGUGAUGCAUGUGGAAAAGAACGUUGCAUCAAGCUUAAUUGCUACGUUGUUACAUUGUGGCAAUUCAAAAGACGGCCUGAAAGCUAGAAAAGAUCUUGAAGCCCUUGGUAUCCGAAAGAAUUUGCAUCCUAAAGCUCAGGGUAAAAGGACGUUGCUUCCUGCUGCACCUUGGUCUUUGUUAAAGACGGAGAAGAAACUAUUUUGUAAGCGGCUCUUUGACUUUAAAGGACCAGAUGGUUAUUGUUCUAACAUCUCCUCGUGUGUGUCAUUAGAAGAAUCGAAAGUGAUGGGACUAAAGUCUCAUGAUUACCACGUCCUGAUGCAGCAACUUCUGCCUGUUGCGAUCCGAGGUUUACUACCUAAGGGUCCAAGGUUAGCCAUUUUCCGGUUAUGUGUGUUCUUCAAUCUCCUAUGCCAAAGAGUUAUUGAUAUGGAACAAAUCCAAGUAAUGGAGACAGAGAUUGUGGAAACUCUAUGUAUGUUUGAGAGGUUCUGGCCACCUAGUUUCUUUGACAUCAUGGUGCAUUUGUGUGUGCAUCUCGGUAGAGAGGCGCGUUUAGGUGGUCCGGUUCAUUUCAGAUGGAUGUAUCCAUUUGAGAGGUACAUGAAAGUAUUGAAAGACUAUGUAAGAAACCCAGCCAGACCAGAGGGCUGUAUAGCUGAGUCUUAUCUAUCAGAAGAAUGUAUGAGGUUCUGCGCAGCCUUCUUGAAAAAAACAACAAACGUAGAGGAAAAGGCCGAGCGAAAUACUGAGUAUGAAAGCAAAUCAAUCUUGGAAGGUCGACCUUUAUCAGCCGGUAGUUCAUUCAGUUUGACUGAGAUGGAAAAGAAAAUUGCUCAUUUAGCUGUUAUUCAGAAUACGGCCUUGGUGGAACCUUAUGUUGUGGCUCAUUUACAACACUCCAAGACACAAACGGUAGAUGUCGUCGGAAUUCUACUCAUUUGUGGAAUACGGCUAGAUGCUGAAGAUAAAGCCGAUACUCUGAAAUGGUUGGCUUAUGGUCCGCGGAGUGUAGCCAGGUCUUUCACAGGGUAUAUUGUGAAUGGACUGCGGUUUCAUACCAACUCAGUUGAUAGACUAAGUCGGAAUAGUGGGGUUUACUAUGAGGCUACGGCGAUGUGUAGAUCUAGUGCUAAGGACACAGCACAAGUAGUAGACUUGGUUUCAUAUUAUGGCAAAGUAGUUGAUAUUAUCCUACUAGAUUACAAUGUGUUCUACGUUCCCAUAUUCUGGUGUCAUUGGGCUGUUAGAGGAAACGGGGUUAAAGUUAAAGAUGGGUUCACACUUGUUAAUAUGAAUCAGAGUCAAGCAUCUUUCUCCAAGGAUCCGUUCAUCUUAGCAUCUCAGGCGAGACAAAUAUUUUAUUCUAGAGAUAACGAUGAUUCCAGUUGGUAUGUAGCUAUGAGAGGUCCAUCUAGGAGAUACAGUGAUGAGAAUGAUGAAAUAGUGAACACAGAAGUAGGUCCGCUACCUUCAGAGGUUGACAUGGGUAUAGAAGAUUUGGCAGACGGAGCACCAAAUGUCAGAGAUGAUUGUGAAGGAAUUUACGUUUGA
Messenger RNA from Microthlaspi erraticum, 2088 nucleotides. Lineage: Eukaryota; Viridiplantae; Streptophyta; Magnoliopsida; Brassicales; Brassicaceae. The record is from the annotation of a GenBank genome assembly.